Saccostrea echinata is the source of this 1229-nucleotide messenger RNA. RefSeq names its product exosome complex component RRP42-like. Gene Ontology annotation, cellular component: cytoplasmic exosome (RNase complex); nuclear exosome (RNase complex). The record is from RefSeq and is a predicted model, not a curated record. Gene Ontology annotation, biological process: nuclear polyadenylation-dependent mRNA catabolic process; TRAMP-dependent tRNA surveillance pathway; exonucleolytic trimming to generate mature 3'-end of 5.8S rRNA from tricistronic rRNA transcript (SSU-rRNA, 5.8S rRNA, LSU-rRNA). Bases 75 to 947 code for a protein of 290 amino acids. The transcript has 10 exons. NCBI's taxonomy places the organism in Eukaryota, Metazoa, Mollusca, Bivalvia, Ostreida, Ostreidae.
GACGUAUUUAACACUUCCUGUUGAAUUAUUGCAGGGAAACACGAGUUCUCAAAAACAUUUCGUUUAAAUUUGAGAUGGCAGAGGUUGACUUGAGUGAUGCUGAGAAAAUAUACAUUAUACAUGGCGUCCAAGACAACUGUCGAGAAGAUGGGAGAGGAUGUGAAGAUUACAGACACAUUGAAUUAGAAACUGGACUGCUUUCCAAUACAACAGGAUCUGCACGUGUCAGACUGGCAAAUACAGAUAUUCUUGCUGGAGUUAAAGCUGAACUCGAUAAACCUUCACCAGACAAGCCAAAUAAAGGGAGGCUUGAGUUUUUUGUUGACUGUUCAGCAAAUGCCACCCCUGUGUUUGAGGGAAGAGGGGGAGAGGAAUUGGCAGCAGAAAUUGGAAACAUUCUGACCAGAACAUAUGACUGUCCUAGUUGCUUUGAUUUGGAAGCAUUGUGCAUCAUUCCAGAGGAACAGUGCUGGGUUUUAUAUGUAGAUGUUCUUUUGCUAGAAUGUGGAGGAAACUUGUUUGAUGUUGCAUCAGUUGCAGUAAAGGCAGCCCUCUACAACACUAGAAUUCCAAAAGUGACAGUCAGUAGAGAUGAAGGUCUGGUAGAACUGGAAAUUUCUGAUGAUCCAUAUGAUGUACAGAGGGUUGAGGUGCAAUCAGCUCCAUGCAUUGUCACAGUUUGUAAGAUUGGCCACUCCCAUAUCGUUGAUGCCAGCCUAAAGGAAGAAGCCUGUUGCUUAGCCAGAUUAACAAUGGGUGUAACAGAGAGGGGUACCGUGACAGGACUCAGGAAAGAUGGGAGUGGAAGUCUGGACCCUGCCAGUGUGGAGGAUAUGAUGCAGACAGGAAAAAGAGUUGGUGAACUUCUAAAUAAAAGUUUGAUGGAAUCACUAUUAGAAGAAGAAAGACAAGGCUCAAAGAGAAAACCUAUUGGAUUUCUGAAAUAAAAGUCUGAAAUAGUGUGAUUAGAGGUGAUGCAAAUAACAACACAGAUGUGAUCUUUGAGGUCUGAGGUGGAGGAAGCAUUUCAAGGAGACAUAAGCAUGGAUCAUAAUCAGAAGACAGAAAGUGGAAAAUGAAACGAAUAAAGUGUGACAUUAAUAAGUGUAUUUACUGUUUAGUGCAUUGUGACAUCAAGUUGCACAAUAAGGGCUGUUGAUGCAAUUAUAUUGACUUGUUUGUUGUUUAUAUCUUUAUAUCAUGAAAUAAAUUGAAAAUGAUCCAAUUCA